Messenger RNA from Hydractinia symbiolongicarpus, 1978 nucleotides. Its product is annotated as integrator complex subunit 11-like. The record is from RefSeq and is a predicted model, not a curated record. Gene Ontology annotation, cellular component: nucleus. The transcript has 7 exons. Bases 117 to 1970 code for a protein of 617 amino acids. Gene Ontology annotation, biological process: snRNA processing. NCBI's taxonomy places the organism in Eukaryota, Metazoa, Cnidaria, Hydrozoa, Anthoathecata, Hydractiniidae.
CAAUUAACUUUUUUUUCUUUAGGGGAUAUAUAUAUAAAAAUUUAUUCUUUUAAAAGCUCUUAACAUGGAAGUGCAGAGCAGUUGAGAACCAAAAGCCUGGGAAGGAGAUUAUAGAUAUGGCAGAAAUAAAAGCAGUUCCACUUGGAGCAGGUCAAGAUGUUGGACGAAGUUGCAUAAUUGUCACGUUAGGGGGAAAAAAUAUCAUGCUCGACUGUGGUAUGCACAUGGGCUUUAAUGAUGACAGAAAAUUUCCUGAUUUUUCAUAUAUAGCAAAGACUGGACCAUAUACACCGUAUAUAGACUGCCUGAUUAUCAGCCAUUUUCAUCUCGAUCACUGUGGAGCCUUACCAUAUUUCACAGAAAUGUGUGGCUAUGAUGGUCCCAUAUAUAUGACACACCCUACUAAGGCAAUCUGCCCCAUUUUGCUGGAAGACUUUCGAAAAAUUCAAGUUGAGAGAAAAGGUGAUUCAAAUUUCUUCACGUCACAGAAUAUAAAAGAUUGCAUGAAGAAAGUUGUACCUGUAAAUCUUCAUCAGUGCGUUCAGGUUGAUGAUGAGUUGGAAAUUAAAGCAUAUUAUGCUGGACAUGUGAUUGGAGCUGCAAUGUUUUAUUGUCGAGUGGGAGAUCAAUCAUUUGUUUAUACAGGUGAUUACAAUAUGACGCCAGAUCGGCAUCUGGGAGCAGCAUGGAUUGAUAAAUGUCGACCAGAUCUCUUAAUAACAGAAUCAACAUAUGCAACGACAAUAAGAGAUUCUAAACGAUGUCGAGAAAUGGAUUUUUUGAAAAAGGUGCACGAGUCAAUCAUGAAAGGAGGCAAGGUUUUGAUUCCUGUAUUUGCGCUGGGAAGAGCUCAAGAACUUUGUAUUUUAUUGGAAACAUUCUGGGAUCGCAUGAACAUUCAAGUACCGAUAUACUUUUCCACAGGAUUAACUGAAAAAGCCAAUCAUUAUUACAAGUUGUUCAUUUCAUGGACAAAUCAAAAAAUACGCAACACUUUCGUGCAAAGAAACUUAUUUGACUUUAAACAUAUAAAACCCUUCGACAGAAGCUAUAUUGACAACCCAGGUGCAAUGGUCGUCUUUGCUACACCCGGUAUGCUGCAUGCAGGUUUAUCUUUACAAAUUUUUAAAAAGUGGGCGCCUGAUGAAAACAAUAUGUUAAUUAUGCCUGGGUAUUGCGUUAUUGGGACUGUAGGUCAUAAAGUAUUAAGUGGUCAAAAGAAAAUCGAACUUGACAAAAAGACCGUUGUGGAUGUCAAACUGUCUGUACAAUAUUUAUCAUUCAGCGCACACGCAGAUGCGUCGGGAAUCAUGCAGUUGAUACGUCAGUGUGAGCCUAAGAACGUUAUGCUUGUACAUGGAGAAGGUUCCAAAAUGGAGUUUUUGAAAAAGAAGAUUAAUGAAGAAUUUCAUUUAAAUUGUUUCAUGCCAGCCAAUGGUGAAUCUGCUACCAUGCCAGUUCAGUCUAAAAUUGUCAUUGAUAUGGCAAAGGGCUUUUUAAAACGCAAAGCCUUUAAUCCUCAUGACUCCCAAUCCAAGCGUCAUCGUAUGAUCAAAGCGAACAAUGAGACACCGAUUGAUGGCAUGCUUGUAAUGAAGAACAUGGACAUGAAACUUUUGGAUAGUAAAACAGUGUCGGAAGAACUCAACCUGGAGGAACAUCAACUUCGCUUCACCUCGUCAGUUAAAAUUGAAUCUUCAGAAAGCAUAGAUGAGUUUUUUACUAAUCUGAAGAUAGAUUUGGACGAAUGUUUUGCAGAGAACUCGAUUGAGAAACUGACAGACACAUCUUUAGCUGUGGAUUCUGUCCUACUGAAAUUGCACAAUUCCAGUUUAAAGGAGUCAAAAAAGGGAACUACGGUUAAAGAUUUGCUUAUAUCUUGGAGGUUUGAGGAUGAAUCUUUAGGUAGCCGGGUGUUAGAUUUUCUGACACCUUCAUCAGAACCUGGUGAAUUUGAUAAAGAAUUCUGAUACUUGCA